UUCGCGCCCGGCCGGGCCAGGGCCGCAGCCUCAGCCGCGGGAGCCGCGCAUUGUGCUCAGCGGCGGCAGGUGCCAGGCGGGCCGGCGGGGCGCGCGGCUGCCUCCUCUCCCAGCGGCUCGCCUCGCCGCCUGUCUGGCCCGGGAGUCUCCUCCGCCCGGGCCGGGGGCGAGGACGGCGGAAUGGCCUGAGUGCCGGAGGGGCGGCGGCGCAGCGGCGGGAUCGCAACAUGGGGAACCAGGAUGGGAAGCUGAAGAGGAGCGCAGGUGAUGCCUCCCACGAAGGCAGCGCCACCGAGGAUGCUGCUGGGCCCAGAGAGGUGGACGCCACAAAGAAGGGGAGCGGGGACAGGAAGGCGCCGGGCAAGCAUGGAAAGGGGGGAGGGGGCGGCGGCGCGGAGCCGGGCAAGAGGAAGAGCAAGUCGGACUCCAGAGCCUCGGUGUUUUCCAACCUGCGGAUCAGGAAGAACCUGUCCAAGGGGAAGGGAGCCGGGGGCUCCCGCGAGGAUGUGCUGGACUCCCAGGCCUUGCAGACCGAGGAGCUGGACAGCGCUCACUCCCUGGUCACCAAGACCCCGGACCUCAGCCUGUCGGAUACCGAGUGUGCCCACCCAUUUGAGGUGACCCGUCCAGGUGGUCCUGGGCCAGCAGAGCCUGCGGUCGGGGGCAGGGUGGUCGCCGAGGAUUUGGAAACUGCGGCCGGCGCACAGGAUGGACAAAGGACCAGUUCGGGCUCCGACACGGACAUCUACAGCUUUCACUCGGCUACAGAGCAAGAGGAUUUGCUCUCAGACAUCCAGCAGGCGAUCCGCCUGCAGCAGGAGCUCCACCUUCAGCAGCAGCAGCACCAGGGACCCGAGCAGUCCGCAGCGCUCCCCGCCACCUCCCCCCAGCCCGGGGCCUUCCUGGGCCUGGACCCGCUACUGCUGAGGCCGAGCGGCGCGGCCGCGGAAGCGCGCGGCAGUCCGGACACCGAGCCGGCGCUGUCCGCACUUUCCGACCUGCCCGAGAGCGCGGCGCCCGAGCCCCCGGUGCCCGAGCCGCCGACCCCCGGAGCCGGCACCGCCUCGGAAGCGCCCGGCCUGCCCGAGGCCCAGCGCGCGGACGGCGUCGCUCCCUGGCCCACCGCCUUCCCGUUUCCCGAGCCUGGCCCGGGGCUGGGCGCGGCUAGGGUCCCCGCGCCAGGGGGUGGGGACACGGAUGAGGAAGGCGAGGAGGACGCUUUCGAGGACGCCCCGCGAGGCUCUCCCGGCGAGGAGUGGGGCCUGGAGGCAGGAGCGGCCCCGCAGAGGCUGGACGCAGAGCCCGACGACGGGGAGAGAGCCCCUGGCGCCCUCGCGGCCGCCUCCCUGCCCGGCAGCCCCGCGCCUAGCCCGCGCUGCUUCAAGCCCUACCCGCUCAUCACCCCCUGCUACAUCAAGACCACCACUCGGCAGCUCAGCUCCCCCAACCACUCCCCGUCUCAGUCCCCCAGCCAGAGCCCCAGGAUCAAGCGGCGCCUUGAGUCCGCCCUGCGGGGCCCCAGAGCGGCCCUCGCCCCCUCAGUCGCUCCUGCCAAGAAGCACCAGGUGGACGGCGUCCUCUCUGGCGGCCUUAGCAGCUCCGGGGACUGGAACGUUUUCACAGGGCGGACUCUGUUGGAGAAGCUGUUCAGCCAGCAGGAGAACGGGCCUCCGGAGGAAGCAGAGAAGUUUUGCUCCCGGAUCAUCGCCAUGGGCCUCCUCCUCCCUUUCAGCGACUGCUUCAGGGAGCCCUGUGAUCAGCGCACCCAGUCAAGUGCAGCUCCGUUUGAUCAAGAUCAGCUUUACACCUGGGCUGCAGUCAGUCAACCUACACACUCACUGGAUUACACAGAAGGGCACUUUCCUAGGCGAGUCCCAUCUGUUUGGCCACCUUCAAAGACCCCUGAAGAACACAGGCCCAAGGAUGCUGAAACAGAGGAUGAUGGAGAAUCUCAAUCUGCUGUUUCGGAAACUCCAAAAAAAUGUUCAGAUGCUGUUCAGCAGGAAGUUUUCGAUAUGAAAUCUGAGGGGCAGGCAACCGUCAUUCAGCAGCUGGAACAGACCAUUGAGGAUCUGAGGACCAAAAUAGCUGAACUAGAGCGGCAGUGCCCUGCCGUGGACAUGGAGGUGGCCAGCAGCCAUCAUGGGGUUCAGAACGGAGUGACGCCCUUAGAAGAUAUCUGUCUUGAAGCUCUCAGGUUAGGAGAAAAGGAUGUACGGCAUCCAAGGAUUUUACAAGCGAAGUCGAUCCAGACAUCCCCGACAGGAGAGGGCGGGCUGCCCACACUGCUGUCCGAGAGUGCACUUCCACCAGGUGCCCCGGGUCCCCCAUGCCCACCUGGGGCUGGGAGUGGGCACUCAGCUGUGCCAUCCUCACCUUCUGGACCUCAGACAAAAUUCUGCUCAGAGAUUUCUUUGAUUGUGUCUCAACGGAGAAUAUCAGUCCAGUUGGACGCACAUCAGUGCAGUCAGCCUCCAACCCCUGCAUCCCUUCCAUGUUUUGAGGGCCAAGGACAGGCCAGCCAAGGACAGGCUGGGCCACAGCCUUCCCCACCUUCUCUUCAUCCUGAGUCUGAGCCCAGCCAUGAACACUCUGUUUUCUCCUUUGAAAACAGCCAUAACAUCUCACCCUCACUGCCCCUGCCUUGCACAGAGUCCUCCAGCUCCAUGCCUGGCCUGGGCAUGGUGACUCCCUCCACUCCCCCUCUUCCUGCUCUGCCCAGUACAACAGGCUUCCCACCUCCCCCUCUGCCUGGUACAGAGAUGCUGCCACCCCCUCCCCCGCCUUUGCCUGGGGAAGGAAUACCUCCACCCCCGCCUCUUCCUGGAGUGGGAAUACCCCCUCCUCCCCCUCUUCCUGGAGUGGGAAUAUCUCCAGCACCCCCUCUGCCAGGUGAGGGAAUACCUCCUCCCCCUCCUCUCCCUGGAGUGGGAAUACCCCCUCCUCCACCUCUUCCUGGAGUGGGAAUACCCCCUCCCCCCCCUCUUCCUGGAGUGGGAAUAUCUCCAGCAUCCCCUCUGCCAGGUGAGGGAAUACCUCCUCCCCCUCCUCUCCCUGGAGUGGGAAUACCUCCUCCCCCACCUCUUCCUGGAGUGGGAAUACCCCCUCCCCCACCUCUUCCUGGAGUGGGAAUACCCCCUCCCCCACCCCUCCCUGGAGUGGGAAUACCCCCUCCCCCACCCCUCCCCGGAGUGGGAAUACCCCCUCCCCCACCUCUCCCUGGAGUGGGAAUACCCCCUCCCCCACCUCUCCCCGGAGUGGGAAUACCUCCUCCCCCACCUCUCCCUGGAGUGGGAAUACCUCCUUCCUCACCUCUCCCUGGAGUGGGAAUACCCCCUCCCCCACCUCUGCCAGGUGAAGGAAUACCUCCUCCCCCUCCUCUGCCUGGAGUUGGGAUUCCCCCACCUCCUCCUUUGCCAGGUAUGGGGAUUCCACCUGCUCCAGCUUCCCCUCCCCCUCCUGGAACAGGCAUUCCCCCACCACCACCACCCCCUCUGCUUCCUGGAUCAGGCCCUCCACUCACCCUGCAAACUGGGAGUAGCACUUUACCAACACCUCAAGUGUGUGGAUUUCUUCCUCCUCCGUUGCCAACUGGCUUGUUUGGAUUAGGGAUGCAUCAGGACAAAGGGAGUAGGAAGCAGCCAAUAGAGCCCUGUCGGCCAAUGAAGCCUCUGUAUUGGACCAGAAUUCAGCUGCACAGUAAAAGAGACUCCAGUGCUUCACUUAUUUGGGAAAAAAUUGAAGAGCCAUCCAUAGAUUGUCAUGAAUUUGAGGAAUUGUUUUCUAAAACUGCUGUAAAGGAGAGGAAGAAACCUAUUUCUGACACCAUUACAAAGACCAAGGCGAAACAAGUUGUCAAGUUAUUAAGCAACAAAAGAUCACAAGCUGUUGGAAUAUUAAUGUCCAGUCUUCACUUAGAUAUGAAAGACAUACAACAUGCUGUUGUGAACUUGGACAAUUCUGUGGUUGACCUGGAGACCCUUCAAGCUCUCUAUGAGAAUAGAGCACAGUCAGAUGAACUGGAAAAAAUUGAAAAGCAUGGCCGGUCCUCAAAAGACAAGGAAAACGCCAAGUCUCUGGACAAACCUGAGCAGUUCCUUUAUGAACUAUCACUAAUCCCCAACUUUUCAGAGCGAGUCUUUUGCAUCCUGUUCCAGUCCACGUUUUCAGAAAGCAUUUGCUCAAUUCGGCGCAAACUGGAAUUGCUGCAGAAGUUGUGUGAGACGCUAAAAAAUGGCCCAGGGGUCAUGCAGAUUCUGGGCUUGGUUCUUGCAUUUGGCAACUACAUGAAUGGUGGAAAUAAGACUCGGGGACAGGCAGAUGGCUUUGGAUUAGACAUCCUUCCAAAGCUGAAAGAUGUCAAAAGCAGUGACAAUAGCAGAAGCCUUUUGUCAUACAUUGUUUCCUAUUAUCUUCGAAAUUUUGAUGAGGAUGCUGGAAAAGAACAGUGUGUCUUUCCACUACCAGAACCCCAAGACCUGUUUCAGGCUUCACAGAUGAAGUUUGAAGAUUUUCAAAAAGAUCUCAGAAAACUAAAGAAAGACUUGAAAGCCUGUGAGGUCGAAGCAGGGAAAGUGUACCAGGUAUCCUCCAAAGAGCACAUCCAGCCUUUCAAAGAGAACAUGGAACAAUUUAUUAUUCAAGCUAAAAUUGACCAAGAGGCAGAGGAGAACUCACUGACAGAGACUCAUAAGUGGUGAGAAAUUGAUCCAAUAACAAAGUGAACAAAUAAUAUAAUAUCUGUUCUCAGAAUAGGCUUAUAAAAUAUCUAGUGUG
Manis javanica (Malayan pangolin) is the source of this 4776-nucleotide messenger RNA. The record is from RefSeq and is a predicted model, not a curated record. NCBI's taxonomy places the organism in Eukaryota, Metazoa, Chordata, Mammalia, Pholidota, Manidae.